CUAAAACUGAAAUAAAAGAGAACGUUGUAUUUAGUUACCGUCAUUCUAAGUUCAGCUUCAGUUGAAUCACUCGACAUGUCUACCUUCGCUUUCUUCGUCCUCUGCGCUCAGGCUUGCGUCAUCAGCUCGGUGUACAGUCAGUGCCUGGGUAGAGUGGGUCCCGCCAUUGCCCCUGCUAUGGCUCUUGGCGCUCCCGCGAUGGCCUUCGGUGCACCGAUGUACGAGCCCAUGAUCGCCGGCGGAUGCGGCGCCGCCUACGGAGGUUCCGGCAUUGGUAACCUGGCCGUUGCCGGUGAGCUGCCAGUGGCUGGUACCACUGCCGUAGCCGGACAGGUGCCGAUCAUCGGCGCUGUGGAAUUCGCCGGACCCGCUGCCGCCGCUGGAGCCGUCACCAUCGCUGGCAGCUGCGGUUGCGGAUGCGGUGCUCCUUACAUGUACUAAAAAAGAUUUUAAACCAAUAAAAUAUUUUUAAAAAUUUUA
Manduca sexta (tobacco hornworm) is the source of this 480-nucleotide messenger RNA. Its product is annotated as chorion class CA protein ERA.1. Gene Ontology annotation, cellular component: egg chorion. The coding region runs from base 76 to 441 and encodes 121 amino acids. The record is from RefSeq and is a predicted model, not a curated record. The transcript is spliced from 2 exons. Gene Ontology annotation, biological process: chorion-containing eggshell formation; multicellular organism development. Lineage: Eukaryota; Metazoa; Arthropoda; Insecta; Lepidoptera; Sphingidae. Gene Ontology annotation, molecular function: structural constituent of egg chorion.